Messenger RNA from Hirsutella rhossiliensis, 564 nucleotides. RefSeq lists its product as uncharacterized. The coding region runs from base 1 to 564 and encodes 187 amino acids. Lineage: Eukaryota; Fungi; Ascomycota; Sordariomycetes; Hypocreales; Ophiocordycipitaceae. The record is from RefSeq and is a predicted model, not a curated record. The transcript has a single exon.
AUGGCCGAUGCUCAACGCACCGUCGUCAGCCAGCAAGUGCGUCGCGGCAGAGAGUACCUCGAGUACUCGGACGGCUCACUGUGGACUCGCAAAGCCGACGACACGACGGGUCAGUGGACGCCAGUCGAGGCUCCAGUUGCUCAGGAACCGGAGCCCCCGACCCGCUACCUGUCGGUGAUGGUAGAGCACCAAGCUGAAGGGGAGCCCAAGCACUGGUAUCUCCUCUCCCAUCAAACCGACCCGGCUGGGGCUGGGAAGGGCCAAGUCUGGCAGGUCACGGGCGACGCAGAGUGCAUGUACUAUCGGCACACUCCAGAUGUCGACGGCUUCAAUUCCGACUCCUUUGCUUGGCACCAAGUCCUCAACUCGAACCUCAGCCACUCUCAGUUUGCCACAGUCGACCGCAUCGCCCGAGCAGAGCCGGCACCGCUCGCCGUGAACCGGGCCGCUGUGACGGAGAAUUGCCAGGGUUGGGUGAUGAGAGUGCUGCGGCGGCUCAUGGAUGUCGGAAUUGUGAAGGAAAGCUCAGUCACCAUAUUGCAAGGGUAUAUGGACCCUGUUUAA